Molecule: messenger RNA, 785 nt
Organism: Tupaia belangeri chinensis (Chinese tree shrew)
Lineage: Eukaryota; Metazoa; Chordata; Mammalia; Scandentia; Tupaiidae
Product: 7,8-dihydro-8-oxoguanine triphosphatase-like
Exons: 2
Coding region: 398-628 (76 amino acids)
Biological process (GO): DNA protection
Cellular component (GO): cytoplasm
Molecular function (GO): 8-oxo-7,8-dihydroguanosine triphosphate pyrophosphatase activity
Source: RefSeq, a predicted model, not a curated record
AGCUGGACAUGCCACUGCACCCAGCUUUUUAGCGUGGCCUAAGCCUACCACUUAGCAACAUCAACCAUCACACAACACACAGCUGGGCCCCAAAUCACAAUUUAUUAAAAGUUCAGGCAAACUCCAGACUUCAGCCAGGUUGGGACCUAUAAGCACAUUCUCCAGGAUUUUCAGCCCACACAUCCCAUGGCUCCCUCAGCCUCUAGACCCACAGGUACAAUUUCUCCACUCUUCCCUGCCAGCACCACUCAGUUGUAUGUGGGUGUGGGUGCCAUGCUUUAACUGAUGUGUCUGUCCAUCUGUUGACAGGGAGCUGCAGGAGGAGAGUGGUCUGACGGUGGACACACUGCACAAGGUGGGCCAGCUAGUGUUUGAGUUCGUGGGUGACCCUGAGCUGAUGGACGUGCAUGUCUUCAGCACUGACUGUGUCCAGGGGAUACCCGUGGAGAGUGAUGAAAUGCGCCCUCAGUGGUUCCAGCUGGACAGAAUCCCUUUUGGUGAUAUGUGGCCCGAUGACAGCUACUGGUUUCCACUCCUGUUGCAGAAGAAGAAAUUCCAUGGGUACUUCAAGUUCCAGGGUCAGGACACCAUCCUGGACUACACACUGCGCGAGGUGGACAAAGUCUAGCAGUAGGUCUUGUUGGCCCUCCCGUGGGAAAGCUGACUGUUAAACAGCCACUAACUGCUGACCUAACUGGGCUCACUGAGCUGUGAGUGAGGGCUUUUUUUCACUGUAUUUGGAACAUAAUUGAAUGGAAAAGAAAAUAAAGGUCUUUCCCUUUAAA